CGCUCUCAACGCCAACCAUAGCCCUCACUGACGCAAGUCCGUCACGAACCCGAAUGCGAACGUUGCCGCGAUCGCCGCUGCUCUUCGGGAGAGUGAGCGUUCAAACGCCCUACCCAUCAACAGCGGCCGCCGAAUGUCAAAGAGCGCUGCUGCUCGUGCUGCCAUCGCUGGUAGCCUUCCCUCCCCGCCUGCUAGCCUCCCGAACCACAAGUCGAUACCCGAGACGAAGCAAGAACUCAAUGGUAGCGCCAUUGAUGAUGAGAUGAACGACGGCUCGGCCGACGAGGGAACUGCCAAGUUCCAAAAGGCUCGUCAACGCCGUGCAAGCGACGGCCAGACUCUCAAGGAGGGCAAGAAGAGCAAUAGGGUUGAGGUUCGCUGUGACAAGUGCGGUAAAGGCUACAAGCAUAGCAGCUGCUUGACUAAGCACUUGUGGGAACACACACCUGAGUGGGCAUUGACUUCCAAGUUGCUCAUUUCAAAGCAUCAACAAGUCCAACUACUUGAAGCUGCUUCGGUUCUUGUAACCAUGAACGGUAUCGAAGGCAACGCUUCCACUCCUCCCGAGUCUACCAAGGACUUCCAGAGUGAGGCCGGGUCAUCAUCACCUGCUGCCUCUAGAUACUCUGACCCUGAGGAGCGACAGAGCUCUGCCGACACUACACCACCUCCGCUUACUGAAGGUGUCAGCGUCAACGGCACCUCUUAUCGCAACAAGCGCUACAGCAGCAACGGGUACGCGAGGAGCUACCAGUCGGCUGCUUCUUUUGGAGCUGGUAGUGUGCCGUACGGCUCAGGCUUUGGCCAUUACCGUCAACCGAGCAAUGAUCACCGUCCAAGCUCUUCUGGUCGAAAUGCCACAGGAGAGGCCGAUCGAGAUCUGGCCGCUGCGGUUGAACUACUGAGCUGCAGCUUUGGCAGCAACAACGGAUCCCGCCCUGCCAUGACUCCUGCGGAUGCGCCUCCUGUCCCCCCGCUGCCAGCUCAGUACCUGGAUCAAGCAACUUCGCUAUCAACAGCGAGCUUCAUCAACAGCUUUCCACGUCGACAGCCUGAAAGUUUUACUCGUGGAGACAUGAGACGUCCCAGCGUAGACGUCCGAAUGUAUGGUAGCGGCGAUUCGGUUAUGGACGAUGACGAUUUCGAGAUGCGUUCGCGCGGCCGUAGCGAAGAUGAUGACGAUGGUGUUUUUGGUCGCAUGGAGGAAUGAUUUUGAAUGCAUCAUUAAUGGGUAACGAUUGGGACGGAGUAUAUCUCUUGGGUCGGGCAUGCAGGCUCUGGAGUUGGAUUUAUCGGAUGACGUUGAUGGAUAAGCGCGUUAUCUCUUCUUUUUUUUAUAUCUUCUGUAUCACAUACAGCGUGUUAUCACGAGGUGGACCAGAUCUCCGCUGUCGAUUCCCAGCACCGAAGAGUGGAGGGCCCGUCUGGUGUGGAACUAGAUGAGAUUGCAUCGCCACGAGGUUAAAGUGAGGAUUCGGACAGGCGUCGAGUUGGACGCCCAAAUAAAUACCUACCAAAUGGAAAUCAAAUAUUGAAA
Molecule: messenger RNA, 1537 nt
Organism: Fusarium graminearum PH-1
Lineage: Eukaryota; Fungi; Ascomycota; Sordariomycetes; Hypocreales; Nectriaceae
Exons: 2
Coding region: 134-1210 (358 amino acids)
Source: RefSeq, a predicted model, not a curated record